AUGGCGGCCAAUUCUCCUCGCAAUGCGCAAACGACCAGCGCAAUGGGUCCUCCUGUGCAUCCUGCUAUUAAGAAUUCCGCAAUUAAGCAGUUGGGCAUCAUGAGCUUAAUGUCGCCUCCCGAUCCACCGCUGGAUACCUUUCUUCACAGCCAUCGCCAAUACGAUUCUGCGAAGCCUACCUUCUCAAGCAACGACUCCGAAAGGCACUCUAUGCCAAUGUCUCCCCCAAUUUCACCUUACAACAAGCCGAUGUCAACCACCGAGCUACCAAUUACGCACUCUACUCCGAUCAAGGAUCCUGUUCUCUAUCCUACCGAUGAGAUUACUUCUAGCCCGGCACAGACACCUCUGUUCGCUCCUGCUGAAGAUGAGGAUCACAAUCGCAUCAUUGACGACCAUCUUCGUGCUCGUUUAAACACAGCCUUCGCUACGACUCCUCCUCCGAAACGCAUAGACUAUGCGCUCAUGCUUUCGUUCAAAUCGCAAGUUGUAAAGCGCUAUGAGGCUAACCCCCGAGGAUGGCUCCGUCAGGAACGGGCCCAGCUUGAGGCAGACCGAAGAGCCCACGGCAAGAAGUUCCACAGCAUCUUGCCUGCUAAAUCCGUCAAGACACCUCGGCCUCGCGGCGAUCGGGUCCAGAAGCCCCAAUCCACCCCGCGACCGAUCCGUACCCACCCUGCCGCCAGUAUCGGCCCCAUGAUGCGACCGGCUCCUCGUGUUAGUGCCACUCCCGAGCCAUCUCGUCGUGUUGUUACAAACCGCGAGGACAAAGAUUUCAAUUCGCUGCCUGACUACUGUCCCCCACUGGAUUCGCUUCCCGACAAGCCCAACAGCCUUAAGGUUGAUUGGAAAGGACAGCCGGUCGACCUCAGCCGGGACCCUCAGGUGGGACUUCUUCACCCCGACGAAGUGGCACUAGCCAGCAAUCUACGACUGGACUGCGCAACCUAUUUGACAAGCAAGAGGCGCAUCUUUGAUCAAAGAGUCGUGUGCUUGCGCAAGAAUAAGGCAUUCCGCAAGACGGACGCCCAGCAGGCUUGCAAGAUCGAUGUCAACAAGGCCUCCAAGCUGUGGACUGCUUUUGAGAAGGUUGGCUGGCUUCAAGACAAAUGGGUGCGACAGUAUCUGUAA
Fusarium sp. VM40 is the source of this 1131-nucleotide messenger RNA. Lineage: Eukaryota; Fungi; Ascomycota; Sordariomycetes; Hypocreales; Nectriaceae. The record is from the annotation of a GenBank genome assembly.